Erinaceus europaeus (western European hedgehog) is the source of this 4158-nucleotide messenger RNA. RefSeq names its product chordin like 1 (gene CHRDL1). Gene Ontology annotation, molecular function: protein binding. Lineage: Eukaryota; Metazoa; Chordata; Mammalia; Eulipotyphla; Erinaceidae. The transcript is spliced from 12 exons. The record is from RefSeq and is a predicted model, not a curated record. Bases 446 to 1825 code for a protein of 459 amino acids.
CUGCUGAGCCUCACACUUUCUCCUGAGUUCUUAACUUUCGAAAGGUCCGGGAAGCAGGAAUACAGCCAUUGUGUUGGACCAGGGUUCGGGUUUGCAGCGACUGCGUGCUUUUGGACUUCCCGCCCCCGCCUUUACACAGGAGGCUAGCAGGCAGGUGGCCCCUGGCCGCCUCGCCCCAACCUUGGCUCUGCCCCCAGAGCCUGAUCCAAGCUAGCCGCUGCUCCCUCGUGGUGUGAGGGCGGUGAUGUUUUCCUCCCACCCACUUUUGAGUCCCCCCUCCCCCAUCUAGCACACUAGCUCUCGCCACAACCUGCAAGCCCCAGACCUCAGAGGAGCGCCCCGGGGAGCUCGGAGCGGGUGCACGCGUGGAAGCCGGUGGAGACCAGUGGCCAGCUUGAAUACACCAGUUUCUGAAAGUUUUGAGUUGCCUUUUGCAGUGGUCAAAAUGAGAAAAAAGUGGAAAUCAGGAAACAUGAAAUGCAUCUUCUCUUUUAUGAUUUUCUUUCUUUUCCUAGAAGGAAGCCAAACAGAACAAGUAAAACAUUCAGAGACUUAUUGUGUGUUUCAAGAAAAGAAAUACAGAGUGGGUGAGAGAUGGCAUCCUUACUUGGAACCUUAUGGCCUGGUUUAUUGUGUGAACUGCAUCUGCUCAGAGAAUGGGAAUGUGCUUUGUAACAGAGUCAGGUGUCCAAGCCUUCACUGCCUCUCUCCUGUGCAUAUUCCUCAUCUAUGCUGUCCUCGAUGCCCAGAAGAUUCCUUGCCUCCAGCAAACAAUAAGGUGACCAGCAAGUCGUGUGAGUACAAUGGGACAACUUACCAACAUGGUGAACUAUUCGUGGCUGAAGGACUGUUCCAGAACCGGCAACCCAAUCAGUGUACCCAGUGCAGCUGUUCGGAGGGAAAUGUGUACUGUGGCCUCAAGACUUGUCCAAAGUUAACCUGUGCAUUUCCAGUCUCUGUUCCAGAUUCAUGCUGCAGGGUGUGUAGAGGGGAUGGAGAAUUGUCAUGGGAGCAUUCUGAUGGUGAUAUCUUCAGGCAACCUGCCAACAGAGAAGCAAGACACUCAUACCAUCGCUCUCAUUAUGACCCUCCACUAAACCGGCAAGCUGGAGGUCUGCCCCGUUUUCCUGGGGCCAGAAGUCACCGAGGAGCUCUUAUGGAUUCCCAGCAAGCAUCAGGAACCAUUGUGCAGAUUGUCAUAAAUAACAAACACAAGCAUGGACAAGUGUGUGUUUCUAAUGGAAAGACUUAUUCUCAUGGAGAAUCCUGGCACCCAAAUCUCCGGGCUUUUGGUAUUGUGGAAUGUGUGCUGUGUACUUGUAAUGUUACCAAGCAAGAGUGUAAGAAAAUCCACUGUCCCAAUCGAUACCCCUGCAAGUAUCCUCAAAAAAUUGAUGGGAAGUGCUGCAAGGUGUGUCCAGGUAAAAAGUCAAAAGAAGAACUUCCAGGCCAAACCUUUGACAGCAAAGGCUACUUUUGUGGAGAAGAAACGAUGCCCGUCUAUGAGUCUGUGUUCAUGGAGGAUGGGGAAACCACCAGAAAAAUAGCACUAGAGACUGAAAGACCACCUCAGGUAGAGGUCCAUGUUUGGACCAUACGAAAGGGCAUCUUGCAGCAUUUCCAUAUUGAGAAGAUCUCCAAGAGGAUGUUUGAGGAGCUCCAUCACUUCAAGCUGGUAACUAGAACAACUCUGAGUCAGUGGAAGAUUUUCACUGAAGGAGAAGCUCAGAUCAGCCAGAUGUGUUCAAGCCGUGUGUGCAGAACAGAGCUUGAAGAUUUGGUCAAAGUUUUGUACCUGGAAAGGUCUGAAAAGGGUCACUGUUAGGCAAGACAGACAGUAUUGGAUAGGGUAAAGUAAGAAAAUGCAAGCUGCAGCUGGACUGCCGGCUUAUUUUGCUUAAGUCAACAGUCAACAGUGCCCUAAAAGCCCAAAGUCAAAUGCAGUUAAUUUUUCACGCCAUGCACAGCAUAACUUGCUCCUUUAUAUGAAGCGGUAUGUUCAGCUCUUAAACAUCUCCUCCAAAGAGACUAGCAGAGUCUUUACUUAUUUGAGGGAAUAGAAAUAUAGCACACCACAGCACUGCUCUAAUUUUUAGAAGAAACACAUUUCUUUACUGGAUAAAGAAUAAACAAAACCCAAGAAUGUCUAUUCUUGAAAGUUAUUCUGAUGAAAGAAAGAGAAGGAAAUUGUUUAGUGGGAGUUCUGUAAUACAAAGAGAAUGCAAGGAUAAAAAUUUACAGCUGAUUUUAGAAUGUCUUGCUUUAACACAGCUCUAACUACACAUAUACAAACAUCAUUCUGAGGCAAAGCCAACAAAGACUUCCCUUUGUUGCACUUGCCUGGCUUUUAAGUAUUUUGAGGUUAUAAGUCUACAGAAGGAUAAAUAAGGAAUUGUUAGCAGAAUGUUCUGCACUUGUGUCUGUGCCAUGAUUGUUGAAGUCACCAAUUAUGGUGACAGGUUGAAAAAUAAGAGCAGAAUUUCAUGAUCAUAUUAAAUUUGAAGUAGUAAACAACUUUUUCCUAAUCAUACUUCUUCUCCUCCAUCUUUGAAUUGAUGGGCCCUCCAGAAAGAAGCUAGUAUUGGGUAAGAUUUUCAGAAACUGAAUCCAUAUAAGACCAAACUAUUAUUAAAGGAGUUGAUAGGUGUCAAAAUAGCCAUUUUGUGUCUUCAAGUCAUUAACACUAGUAAAUAAGUCUAUACUCAAUACUCAGUAUGUAUUAAUCUUUUUAUUGUUGUUGUUGCUCCUGCUGCUAGGGCUUCCUACUCUGGCUAACUUCUUUCUGAUAGACCAAGAGAAAGAAGAUCACCAUAGCUCCAACAUAGUAGGAGCCAGACCUGAACCUGCAUCAUGUCCAUAACAAAGCAGGCACCCCAUCCAUGUGAGCUAUUGGCUUUCCCUAAUAUUCUUGAGACUAAUAUCCCAAAACUGUAAGUUAAGUGAUUGGAUUUCAAAAGCUUAUUAAAAGGACAGUUUACCUUUUCCAGUUUGAAGAUUUGAAUUUAUCUUGCAAAAGGGCUUGCAAUCUUCUAAGUCAUUAAGUCACAACUUAAAAAAACUGAACCUCCCUUAAAAAAAAACUGAAUAUUUAUUUGGGGAGAUGGGUAUACUGAUCUUUGCCCUAAACUUUUCUGCCAUGCUCACCUCAUCUACUCAGCAUGGAUUUGAAUAACAGAUGGCAGAAAAGGCUGUUCCCCAUUUAUCUACUUGAGUCCGGUAUCAGAGCAUGAGUCAUCCACUCUGACUUUUGGGUUUAGUAAUAAACAAUUAAUUCACCACAACAAGCACCUCAAGCCCCCCUUCUAGAUUUAUAUCCUCAGAGAGGGCAUGAAAGAACACUAGUCCGUACUCUGAAAUAUUAAAAGUCCAUACAUUUCCUAUUUCCUAUUCUAUAACCAUAGAUGAAAGAGACAUUUUUUCAUACACAUUUCAUGCCACUAGAAAAACAUAAAUGUCCCUGACUUUCUAACAGUGUUCUCAUAUGAUACACAGGACCUUGUGGCCAGGCCUUCAUACAGCUUCUUCCAAGGCAAAGGAUAUCCAGGGCUGAAAGUCCAGGGAAAAGUUUUGGGAGAGAAGGGUAAUUAAGUAGCUGCUGCCUCCUUCCUAGAGGUGGCAGUAUUCCCAUAGUGUGAAAUUAACCAAGUAACCUAAUCCUGAAGCAUACAGUGAUUUCCCCUUUGAUGACUCAUCCCCCAAAUCUUCCCACCCAAGUGUUAUCUGAAAGCUCAACCUUAGGGAAACACCCAGUGACCUUCCCUAGAUAGACUCCUGCCCCUAGGUGCUGGGACACACCUUUUCAAAGCACUGUGUGAAACAGAAGCUGAGGAGCCCUGCUAGGCCAACUAGAAUUCUUCCAGCUUUUGAUGUGUAGGGAGUAGGACCUAAGGAAAAGAAGCCAAGCUGCAUGUAGUUGGUGGAGAGGAAUGGAUAUUGUUCUUCUGGUGUAUUUAUUUGUAUCAUAAACACUUGGAACAACAAAAUACCAUUUAGCAGUUGUAGCCAUUUCAUAGUUAAUUCAUGUAAACAAAUAUGAGUAACAUAGCAAUAUUACCUUUUCACUCUUCUCACAGGACAUGUACCUAACUUUGGUACUUAUUUAUGUAGCCAACGUAUUUCUGUAUUUUUGAAUUAAUAAAAAUAAAUUUGGAAAAACAG